Molecule: messenger RNA, 2614 nt
Organism: Phragmites australis (common reed)
Lineage: Eukaryota; Viridiplantae; Streptophyta; Magnoliopsida; Poales; Poaceae
Exons: 8
Coding region: 26-2134 (702 amino acids)
Source: RefSeq, a predicted model, not a curated record
ACUCCAGCCGCUCUGCUCCCCAAAAAUGGCGCCUCCCCACGAAGACCUCACCCGCCUCCUCGCCGAACUAGCCGCCCGCCUCUCCCGGACACCCGCCGGCGGCGUCGGUGGCGCUGCUUCCACCACCGUUGCGGACAGCCUCUCGGCCUCCAUCUCCUCCCUCGCCGCCACCCUCGACCCCGGCCGCGGCGGCGGCUCCUCAUCCGGAACCAGGGUUCUGGACGCCGCGCUCUCCCUCAUGUGCUUCGACCCACUAGAGGUGGGUAGGGCUCGCGUCGACUGCCUGGUCCGCACCAUCGUCUCCGCGCUCUCCGCGUCGGUCUCGUGCCGGGUGGUCCGGCCCGAAGGGGGCGCCGGCGACGAGAUGCUCUGCGUUGGGAGCUCGGUUUCGCCGGUGGACUGCCGCGAGCUGGUCCACUCAUGUGCAGCCCUUAUGCAGAAAUUGGGGGACUUUGAUGUUGCAAGGCAUUCUUAUGAUCUAUUAUACGCUGUUACGAAAACGGCAGUGUUAUCCCCAUGUUAUCGUUAUCUUUUCCCUUUACCAUAUUAUGGAGAAGAGGGGGAAAAUGUAUAUGAUAUGGGAACCAUUGCUGCGGAAUUAACGAAUCAUUCAUCUCAUCAAGUGCUUCCUAGUGAUCACUCAAUCCCACUGAGGGUGCUUUUAUGGCAUCUGGAUCCAUCAAUUAUUAAGCAUGAUCUCUCAGUGAUGCUCCAGGAAGCAAUUAGAAGGCCAUUUCUUUGCCUGAGAAAGGAAUUGCAUGGUCGGAUGGAAUGGCGUGUCAUUGUAAUUUGCCUAGUUUGCUCCCCAUCUAUGUUUAUGGAGAUGAGAUCAUUAUUUCAUUUCUGGUUUCUUGCAACGGGUCUAGGUUCUGUGCUAGAACUUCACAAUGCGGUGGUAUCAUCAGUAUUAGACAUUCUUCUCAAGCCAAUGUCAUGGGGAAUAUCCAUAGAACUGGGACAGAAAUUUCCUUUUUCCCAUGCUUAUUUCCCAAGCCAACAAAGUGAUUUGCUUGCGAUACUAACUGGACCCUUAUCAUGUAAAAUUUUUUUGGACCUAGUUUCUUAUAUCAAUGCCUUGGUUCAUUUGGAAAAAACAAGAACCAGUCACUCUUCGCAGAAGAACUUACAACUACAACCAUCGAAGGGAUUGCUAAAAUAUAAUUCUGCUUGGUCCAUGAUUAUAAGUUUCCCUGUUUGGUUCCAUUUUGCGACUGCUUUACUUUUCCAUCGAGAAGGUUCACAAGAUUAUUUAUCUGAAACAUUAUCCAAGGAGAUAAUUGCUGAAUCAAUAAGUGAUGUCAGUCUUGCUCAGAGGGCAGCCUUUUACCUUUCUUGGGUGCUAUGCCCUUCUAGUGAUGAUCAAUGCCAAAUGUUGGCUAACAAUAUGUUGGAGUUAUCACAUUCUUGGGUUAGGAACAACAAAAAACGCCCAAGCUACCAUACUUGUACUGUAAAUCAUAGGGGGAAACUGCGAAUACCCACAGCUGGGGACUCAGAGAAACUCCAUGUGCCAACCAACUCUGUAAGCUCCCUGAUUAAAGAAUUUGAUGAUCGUUGUGUAAAAUUUUGUACCAUAACUGCCAUUCCUCAAGUGCAAACUGAAGAACGAUCAGACUUCCGUCCCACAUGCCAUAAUCUGUUACAUUUGUGGAUUCCUCUAGGAGUAUUGCUUGUGUCAUCUAGUUGUGUUAACGAGCAGAGUUGUGACAUGCUUCUGCGCUACACAAGCACUGGGCAGGUUCUGGAGUCAAAUGAGGUGCAGGUAAAAACAAAAGAUCAUGUCAACAAUUAUGGUUUCUCAGCCAGUUGCAGAGGUAUUAUUGAAAGAUGGGCUUUGAGUGGUGUAUAUCUCAUCUUUGGCUGGCUUGAUAUUGUUGAGGAUAUGUCUUCAGUGAUAUUUGAUUGUGAAGAUACAGGCCAUCGUUUUGUCAGUCAACUCAGAACCAAGACAGGCCCAUACCUGCUCAAGUGUGUAAAGUUAUUACUUGAAAUGCUCGAUGAGGCAGAUCAAGAUAGAGAUUUUGUAAGUGAUCUUCAUGAUAGGUUGUUGAACUGGAACAAGAAUGGACAGUGCUGUGAGGCAUUUAAGGAUGUUAUACUUCAAAUGAAUAAAAAGUUUAAUCUUCCUUGUUAGCAGUGACCAGAGAUUUUAUCCAGCUAUUGAAUAUUUGAAUGUCUAAAUUGGUUCUCAAUCUCCAUUUUUAUGGUUAUGGCAAUAUGGUUGGAGGCACAAUAAUGUGAACUGUUGAGUUGAACCAGAUCCAUUUCAGCUAACGAUCAUUUCCCAUCCAGUUUGAUCAAUACUCCAUCAUGGUCAGAGGACUCAUUUAGACAUUGAUAGAGGGUGGGCCUUAACUGACAGGCAGUUCAAUUGCACCAGCGGAUCAAUGCCAUGGCUCGAGAUUUACAUGAUAUACUCCUACUUGACCAAAUCCAUGAUAGCGCCAACUAUGGUGCAUGACUGAACUUCCUUCAGAGCAAGGUCGACUGGUUCUCAUAAAAGGAAAUGUCAAGCACGUGCAGGAUCACACUUGGUGUGCCAUGCUUGUGAUCAGAGUUCCAUCCUCUCGUUUCUUGUUGCUGCAGUCAGUGAUACAACCUUAUGUUAAGAAAU